GCCUCCGCCGCAGUCCUUGGCGCCAGAGAGACCGCAGCAUCCUAGCGCUAGAGUCUUCUCUGCUCGCUCCAGGUCCAUCCCUUGUCCUCUGCCUCUUCUGGCGCCAUGGCGAAGCCGUUGACGGACAGUGAGAGGCAGAAGCAGAUCAGCGUGCGUGGCAUCGCGGGGCUGGGCGACGUGGCCGAGGUGCGGAAGAGCUUCAACAGGCACCUGCAUUUCACGCUGGUCAAGGACCGCAAUGUGGCCACGCCCCGCGACUACUUCUUCGCUCUGGCACACACAGUGCGCGACCACCUAGUGGGCCGUUGGAUCCGCACGCAGCAGCAUUACUACGAGCGGGACCCCAAGCGCAUCUAUUACCUUUCCCUGGAAUUCUACAUGGGCCGCACGCUGCAGAAUACCAUGGUGAACCUGGGCCUUCAGACUGCAUGUGAUGAAGCCACUUAUCAGCUGGGAUUGGACUUGGAAGAACUAGAGGAGAUAGAAGAGGAUGCUGGCCUUGGGAAUGGCGGCCUGGGGCGGCUGGCAGCCUGCUUCCUCGAUUCGAUGGCCACCCUGGGGCUAGCUGCGUACGGCUAUGGAAUCCGCUAUGAAUUUGGGAUUUUCAACCAAAAGAUUGUCAAUGGCUGGCAGGUUGAAGAAGCUGAUGACUGGCUACGCUACGGAAACCCAUGGGAGAAGGCACGGCCGGAGUACAUGCUGCCGGUGCACUUCUACGGGAGGGUGGAGCACACCCCUGACGGGGUCCUCUGGCUGGACACACAGGUGGUACUGGCCAUGCCCUACGACACCCCAGUGCCUGGGUAUAAGAACAACACGGUCAACACCAUGAGGCUCUGGUCUGCCAAAGCACCCAAUGACUUCAAGCUGAAGGACUUCAAUGUUGGGGACUACAUCGAAGCUGUCCUGGACAGGAACUUGGCUGAGAACAUCUCCAGGGUCCUGUAUCCCAAUGACAAUUUCUUCGAGGGGAAGGAGCUGCGACUGAAGCAGGAGUACUUUGUGGUGGCUGCCACCCUCCAGGACAUCAUUCGAAGGUUCAAGUCUUCCCGGUUUGGCUGCCGGGACCCAGUGAGAACCUGUUUCGAGACGUUCCCAGACAAGGUAGCCAUCCAGUUGAAUGACACCCACCCCGCGCUCUCCAUCCCUGAGCUCAUGCGGAUCCUGGUGGACGUGGAGAAGGUAGACUGGGAUAAGGCCUGGGAGAUCACCAAGAAGACCUGUGCCUACACCAACCACACGGUGCUGCCCGAGGCCCUGGAGCGCUGGCCAGUGUCUAUGUUUGAGAGGCUGCUUCCUCGGCACCUGGAAAUAAUCUAUGCCAUCAACCAGAGGCACUUGGAUCACGUGGCUGCCCUGUUUCCUGGCGAUGUGGACCGACUGAGGAGGAUGUCCGUGAUUGAGGAAGGGGACUGCAAGAGAAUCAACAUGGCACACCUGUGUGUGAUUGGGUCCCAUGCUGUGAAUGGGGUGGCAAGGAUUCACUCUGACAUUGUGAAGCAGUCUGUCUUUAAGGACUUUUACGAACUGGAGCCAGAGAAGUUCCAGAACAAGACUAACGGCAUCACGCCCCGACGGUGGCUGCUGCUGUGUAACCCGGGGCUGGCAGAAAUCAUUGUAGAGAGAAUCGGGGAAGGUUUCCUGACUGAUCUGAGCCAACUGAAGAAGCUGCUGUCACUGGUUGAUGAUGAGGCCUUCAUCAGAGACGUAGCCAAGGUUAAGCAGGAAAACAAGCUGAAGUUCUCUGCCCAGCUAGAGAAGGAGUACAAGGUGAAGAUCAACCCUGCUUCCAUGUUUGAUGUGCACGUGAAGAGGAUCCACGAAUAUAAGCGACAACUGCUCAACUGCCUGCACAUUAUCACCCUGUACAACCGAAUAAAGAAGGACCCAGCCAAGGCCUUUGUGCCCAGGACUGUUAUGAUUGGGGGCAAGGCAGCUCCUGGUUACCACAUGGCUAAGAUGAUCAUCAAGCUGGUCACAUCCAUUGGAGAUGUUGUCAAUCAUGAUCCAGUUGUGGGCGACAGGCUCAGAGUGAUCUUCCUGGAGAACUACCGUGUGUCUUUAGCUGAGAAAGUGAUCCCAGCAGCUGACCUGUCACAGCAGAUCUCCACUGCAGGCACUGAAGCCUCGGGCACAGGCAACAUGAAGUUCAUGCUCAAUGGAGCACUCACCAUCGGCACCAUGGAUGGUGCCAACGUGGAGAUGGCUGAGGAGGCUGGGGAGGAGAACCUCUUCAUCUUUGGUAUGCGGGUGGAAGAUGUUGAGGCCCUGGACCAGAAAGGGUACAAUGCCAGAGAAUUCUACGAGCGCCUGCCUGAGCUGAGGCAGGCUGUGGAUCAGAUCAGCAGUGGCUUCUUUUCUCCCAAAGAUCCAGACUGCUUCAAGGAUGUGGUUAACAUGCUGAUGUACCAUGACAGAUUCAAGGUCUUUGCAGACUAUGAAGCCUACAUCCAGUGCCAGGCCCAGGUGGACCAUCUGUACCGGAAUUCCAAGGAGUGGACUAAAAAGGUGAUCAGGAAUAUAGCCUGCUCUGGCAAGUUCUCCAGUGACCGGACCAUCACUGAAUAUGCCCGGGAGAUCUGGGGUGUAGAGCCCUCUGACCUGCAGAUCCCACCCCCCAACCUCCCCAAGGACUAAUUAUUCCACACAGUGAGACCAGUGGCUUGCUUAGCCGACUGUGCCCACGCCAGUCUUCAGGCACUACAAGCAGCCGCUGGUCCCUGCUAUCCGAAGUGCUAUGCUUCCAGAAAGGACCAUGGGGAAUGGUUUUGAGGACCUGGAUAAGGAAGAAGACGUGGCAUCCUCCUGGUUUCUUACAAAAGAACUCUUGCAGAGUUCACAGCACAGAUGGGCAGAGAUGGUCCCCACAGCUUCAGCCCAUCAGCAUCCUCAGAGGCUGGGCAGGGAGGGAGUGGAGCUGAGCCCCUGAAAUCCGCACAUAGCUGAGUGAGCUUAAGCCUUUGGUUUUGGGGUCUGAAUAGGGAUCUGUAGUGAAGCCAGUAUUCCUAUGUUCUGCUAGUACCUGGGUUGUCAGCCAUAAGGUACAGCCAACCCCAGUGUGUGGUCUUGUUGGCCUGCUGGGUGGAACCUUUGCUUCAGGCUUCAUGCUCACAGCUUCCUGUCCUUUGCCCUUGACUGUACUGAGUAUGUGGGUGGUUGAUCCAUAUAGGCCAUGCCUCUAGCCAUCUGUGGAACCCUAUGGGUGUCAAGUAGAACCCAGAACCCCUGGAGAGGAGCACUGGAGAGAGAGAGAUAGAGAUAGAGACCUUUAUCCCGUAACUGAGGCCUUGGUUAAGGACUGGCAAUUUUAUACAAGGUUGGCUUAGUUCUUUGCUUUUUCAACAGGAAUUAACACUUCAUGAGGAACUGAAACUAGCUAAAGCCUUCCUUUCUAGCAAGUAAACCUUGUACUUGGUUCGAUGACUCAGCUGCUGGUCCUACAGAGGGCCCAGUGCCCACUUCGCUACAGCAGCACAGUGAGGAAGACCCACUACAGGAGCCGUGCUCCUCUGAGGGCAGAAUCUGCAUUAAGCGCUGCCCAAAGGAGAGUGCGUUGUCAGAGAAACCACAUAAAGCUAUCCUUCCACAGGCUUCACCACCUUGCACUGCUCUUAUCUGGUUGGGGUGGGCAGGAGAACCCCUCACUCUCCUCACUAUGGGAGCAUUUGCUGGGAAGUGUCUUUUCAGGACUCAAUUCACCGGAGCCACUGUGGUAGCUUGUGGGGUGGGUGGGCAGGUUCAGGUCAUCUGCUGCCCUGUGCAUGAGGUCCCUUGAAGCCACAACACGUGAUCACCCUUCUACUUGCUGUUACCUCCUCGUAUGAGAGAUGGAUUAAACUUCUAUGCCUAUGGUUGGC
Molecule: messenger RNA, 3857 nt
Organism: Mus pahari (shrew mouse)
Lineage: Eukaryota; Metazoa; Chordata; Mammalia; Rodentia; Muridae
Gene: Pygb
Product: glycogen phosphorylase B
Exons: 20
Coding region: 106-2637 (843 amino acids)
Biological process (GO): glycogen catabolic process
Cellular component (GO): cytoplasm
Molecular function (GO): glycogen phosphorylase activity; pyridoxal phosphate binding
Source: RefSeq, a predicted model, not a curated record